Jaculus jaculus (lesser Egyptian jerboa) is the source of this 1488-nucleotide messenger RNA. RefSeq names its product keratin, type II cuticular Hb6-like. NCBI's taxonomy places the organism in Eukaryota, Metazoa, Chordata, Mammalia, Rodentia, Dipodidae. Gene Ontology annotation, biological process: intermediate filament organization; keratinization. Gene Ontology annotation, molecular function: structural constituent of skin epidermis. The record is from RefSeq and is a predicted model, not a curated record. Bases 1 to 1434 code for a protein of 477 amino acids. Gene Ontology annotation, cellular component: keratin filament. The transcript has 9 exons.
AUGACCUGUGGAUCCUCCUGUCUGAGAUCGCGCAGUAGAGCCUGCAGGGCUCCUGUGACCCCUCGGAGCUUCUCCUCCAGCUGCGCCUCGGCCUGCGGGCCCCGGCCCAGCCGCUGCUGCGUCUCCGCCGCCCCCUACCGCGGCGUCUCCUGCUACCGCGGCCUCUCCGGGGGCUUCGGCAGCCGCAGCGUCUGCGGGGCCUUCCGCUCGGGCUCCUGCGGACGCAGCUUCGGCUACCGCUCCGGGGGCGUCUGCGGACCCAGCCCGCCCUGCAUCACCUCCGUGUCCGUCAACGAGAGCCUGCUCGCGCCCCUCAACCUGGACAUCGACCCCAACGCGCAGUGCGUGAAGCACGAGGAGAAGGAGCAGAUCAAGGGUCUCAACAGCAGGUUCGCGGCCUUCAUCGACAAGGUGCGCUUCCUGGAGCAGCAGAACAAGCUGCUGGAGACCAAGUGGCAGUUCUACCAGAACCGCACGUGCUGCGAGAGCAACCUGGAGCCGCUGUUCAAAGGCUACAUCGAGACGCUGAGGCGGGAGGCCCAGGGCGUAGAGGCCGACAGCGGGAGGCUGGCCGCGGAGCUCAACCAUGCUCGGGAAGUGAUGGAAGGCUACAGGAAGAAAUAUGAGGAAGAGGUGGCCCUGAGGACCACGGCUGAGAAUGAGUUGGUCAGAAUCAAGCAGGAUGUUAACUGUGCGUAUGUGAGCAAGGGAGACCUGGAGGCCAAUGCCCACAGCUUUGUGGAGGAGAUUGGCUUCUUGAAGGCCUUAUAUGAGGAGGAAAUCAGAAUCCUCAAUGCCAACAUCUCAGACACCUCUGUCAUUGUCAAAAUGGACAACAGUAGGGACCUGAACGUGGACUGCAUUGUGGCUGAGAUCAAAGCUCAAUAUGACGACAUCGCCACCCGUAGCCGAGCCAAGGCUGAAUCCUGGUACCGCAGCAGGUAUGAGGAGAUCAAGGCCACGGUGAUCCGGCAUGGGGAGACCCUGCGCCGCACCAGGGAGGAGAUCAACAAGUUGAACCGCAUGAUCCAGAGGCUGACGGCCGAGAUCGAGAACGCCAAGUGCCAGAAUGCCAAGCUGGAGGCCGCGGUGACCCAGUCGAAGCAGCAGGGCGAGGCGACCCUCAGCAAUGCCAAGGGCAAGCUGGCAGGGCUGGAGGCCGCCCUGCAGAAGGCCAAGCAGGACAUGGCCUGCCUGCUCAAGGAGUACCAGGAGGUGAUGAACUCCAAGCUGGGCCUGGACAUCGAGAUGGCCACCUACCGGCGCCUGCUGGAGGGCGAGGAGCACAGGCUAUGUGAAGGCAUCCGUGCUAUGAAUAUCUGUGUGAGCAGCUCCCAAGGUGGAGUGAUUGGUGGGGGCCUGUCUACCACCCGUACUUGCGGUACCAGCUCUUGUGGCCUGGGAUCCCGUGGCAGCAGCUGCAGGAAGUGCUAAGUUGGCAGGGGUUAGGGAUGCAUGGAAGCCCCUGCCUUCUCACCCCAAGUGGGU